CGCAUUUGGGCGCAAGCCCUGGUCCUGAAGAAAUUAACCACCUGAUGGGCACCGGAGAAACCAAGGAGAGACUGUUUUGGUGUCGCUUGUUGACUUGGUGAUUUAUAAUGCUGAACAAAUAAAGGGGCGCUGCAAGUUGGACACAGAGCGUCUGCGUAACAGGCUAUGCCACCGGCCCUUACAUUUUUUGGUUAUGGUAAUGAUGUCAUAAAAUACUGGAGGCCUGUGUCUAAACGGGAAGAUAGGCUGAUCAGUAUCUCCUAUCAUGUAAGUAACCACAUGGACUGCGCUCAACAUGGACCUAAUUGAGGUGUGUUUGUUAUUCUGACUCAUAUUCAGCACUGAUUGGUCGAACCGGUUGAUGCCUCAUUUUCUCGCUCUGCGCGCGCUGAGCAGCAACUUUUAUCCUCUGGCCUGCAUCCACAUCGCCCUGAGGCGGUUACUAUAGCGCUCACGGACCGAACCGCUCAUUGACUUAAAAUGGAGUUUGCCAUGGUGGGUGCGGACGGCGGGUGCAAUAGUCACCUGCCUUACGGAUAUGCCCAAGCUCGCGCACGGGAGAGGGAGCGCGAGAGGGAGCGCCAGGUUGCCCAUACGAGAGCGGCGGCUGCAGCGGCCGCUGCCGAAGGUGGGUCCGGCGCGGAGGGAGGAGGCGGCGGUGGCGGCGGCGGCGGUGGUGGUGGCAGUGGCGGCGGCGGCGGCGGCGUUGGGGGGUCCACCUCCACCUCCUCCUCGAGCGCUCAUCUCCUUAACAACCGCCAGCAUCAGUCUCGCGCCGCCUCCUCCUCGAACGCCAACAUCAGCAGCGGCGGUACCGCCUCGCGCCCCUCCUCCUCCUCCACCUCCGCCUCCUCCUCGCAGCCGCCACAGCACCAGCAGGAGCCCGAGCAGCAGCAGAGGGUUCUCAGAGAGCGGAAAAAGCAGCGCGGCGUCGGACGGUGGAGACGCAGCCGGACGACUCUCGGCGGGGACCUGCGCCACUCGGAGCUGGCGCUGCUCGGAUCCGAGGAGGACAUCAUGAUAGAGGAGGAAGAGGCCGAGGGAGCCGAGGAAGAGGAGGAGGAGGAGGGGGACCGGGGAAGCAAAAGGUCGAGUUUUCUGUGUAACAUGGAUGAUGAGGAGGAGACCGUCUCGAUCACUGACAGGCGCCCUCAGUCCGGAUACGAAAAUGUUUACAGCGAGUGCGGCUGCUGCGAGAGAGUUGUCAUCAACGUGUCGGGUCUGAAGUUUGAAACUCAGCUCAAGACUCUCACUCAGUUCCCGGACACUCUCCUGGGAGACCCCGACAAGCGUAUCAGGUACUUCGACCCGCUGAGGAACGAAUACUUCUUCGACCGGAACCGACCAAGUUUUGACGCCAUUCUUUACUAUUACCAGUCAGGGGGGCGGUUGAAAAGACCAGUCAACGUCCCGUUUGACAUCUUCUCCGAGGAGGUGAAGUUUUAUGAACUCGGGGAGGAGGCGAUACUCAAGUUUCGGGAGGAUGAGGGUUUUGUCAAAGAGGAGGAAAAACCUCUGCCUGAGGACGAGUUCAAGCGCCAAAUUUGGCUGCUUUUUGAGUAUCCGGAGAGCUCCAGUCCUGCCAGGGGGAUAGCAGUCGUGUCAGUCUUGGUUAUAGUCAUUUCUAUUGUCAUUUUCUGCCUGGAGACGCUGCCGGAGUUCAGGGAUGAAAAAGAGUACCUACAGCCACGACACAACUCCAGUCAACCUGACCACGGAUUUACCCCUUUCAACGACCCGUUUUUCAUCGUGGAGACGGUUUGCAUCAUCUGGUUCUCCUUUGAGAUUAUAGUCCGCUUCUUUGCGAGUCCGAGCAAACCGGCUUUCUUUAAAAACAUUAUGAACUCAAUAGACAUUGUAUCCAUUUUGCCUUAUUUCAUAACUCUCGGCACGGACCUGGCGCAGCACCAAGGCAACGGGCAGCAGGCGAUGAGCUUUGCCAUCCUGAGAAUAAUCCGCCUGGUCAGGGUGUUUCGCAUCUUCAAACUGUCCAGGCACUCCAAGGGGCUGCAGAUCCUGGGUCAUACCCUGCGCGCCAGCAUGAGGGAGCUGGCCCUCCUCAUUUUCUUCCUGGUCAUAGGUGUUAUCCUUUUCUCCAGCGCGGUGUACUUCGCCGAGGCGGACGAGCCCACCUCUCAGUUCACGAGCAUCCCGGACGCUUUCUGGUGGGCGGUGGUGACCAUGACCACGGUGGGCUACGGAGACAUGAAGCCCAUCACUGUCGGUGGGAAGAUAGUGGGCUCUCUCUGCGCGAUUGCAGGUGUGUUAACCAUCGCGCUCCCGGUGCCGGUCAUAGUGUCCAACUUCAACUACUUUUACCACAGGGAGACGGAUAACGAAGACCAGACACCGGUGGUGGAGAGCAUGCCACCGGGCUGCCCGUAUUUCCCAGACUUUCUAAGGAAAUUCAAAGGCUCGCCCUCGGGCUCCUCACUGGGUGAUAAAGCGGAGUACAUGGAGAUGGAGGAAGGGGUGACGGAGUCGCUUUGCGGGCUGGACAAGAGCCCCAGUAAAGGAAACGGCACAGACAUAAGCAGAAAAAACAGUACUAACUCAAAAUCCAUUCAGACUGACGUGUGAUUACAAGUAGAGUUUCUUUUUUUUCUUUCUUUUUUUUCUAAAGAAGAAUACUCCCUAUAAAGAUACUGUAUGCCCAACAGCAGGUGGUCACCCUAAAACAAGUUUUACGCACGCGUCAGAGCUCCCAUACACAUGCAUACACACACUCUCACUGGUCACCAUUUGGCAGGUUAAAUGUUUCAUUCUCUCCCAUGGCUGGUUACAAUCUCAGAACAAUAGUUUCUCUCAUAUCCUCUCCACACUGUUGAACCCUUAGGAGCAAUUAUGACCAAUAUUGGCCUAAUGGGUUGAGUAUUUUAUUGAUAACCUGUGUGGGCUUCCAAAUCUGACACAAAAUCGAAAUUCUAGAUAAGACAGGCUAUGCAUUCGCACUUUAUGAGUUUCAUCUGUCAAUAAUAGAAAAAGGGUAGGGAUGAUCGUUUUGCUGUUAUGCAAUAAAGUUAACAUUUGUUUGCACUAAUGUAGAAUUUGCGCGGGUUUGGCAAUUUUUUAUUUCAGAGACAGAAACUGUAGGCCAUGCAAAUGGCAAUAAUUCUUGUCAUCCUCUGACCACUUAGCUGAAGAAUGAGUAACAAAUAGAGAAAACGAAGAAUAUUAAUAACCCCUUUCAUACGCUGCCAGUAAAAAAUUGGACUCCAAGAAAGGAAAAACCUAAGACAGAUAAAAGUCCUAUUUUGUUACUGUUCCAACUCUUAAUAUCAACAAAAAGCUCACUGAUAGGACACAGCAUUUAGCAGUAAUCACAUAAACCAGGGCUAGAAUUACUUGUGUUGACCAACCAUGAAAGCUAAGCACAGGAAUCAUCAGAG
This is a messenger RNA of Thunnus maccoyii (southern bluefin tuna), 3389 nucleotides long. RefSeq names its product potassium voltage-gated channel, shaker-related subfamily, member 4 (gene kcna4). Gene Ontology annotation, cellular component: membrane; voltage-gated potassium channel complex. NCBI's taxonomy places the organism in Eukaryota, Metazoa, Chordata, Actinopteri, Scombriformes, Scombridae. Gene Ontology annotation, molecular function: delayed rectifier potassium channel activity; potassium ion binding; protein binding. The transcript has a single exon. The coding region runs from base 481 to 2580 and encodes 699 amino acids. The record is from RefSeq and is a predicted model, not a curated record. Gene Ontology annotation, biological process: protein homooligomerization; potassium ion transmembrane transport.